This is a messenger RNA of Caenorhabditis remanei, 1137 nucleotides long. RefSeq lists its product as uncharacterized. NCBI's taxonomy places the organism in Eukaryota, Metazoa, Nematoda, Chromadorea, Rhabditida, Rhabditidae. The transcript has 4 exons. The record is from RefSeq and is a predicted model, not a curated record. Bases 1 to 1137 code for a protein of 378 amino acids. Gene Ontology annotation, molecular function: protein binding.
AUGAAACCUCUAAAGCAAUUGCCUAUUCUCCGUCUACCGUUCCGAGCAAUGGAGCAAGUAUCUAAGGGAAUGCACUCAAUAAUGAAAUUGAUUAGCAAUCGUAGAGAUAAUAAAUUCCCAAUCCUCUGUCUCCCGUUUCUUGCCAUUGAAGAAAUCUUCAAAACGAUGGAUCUAAUCGAAAUAAUCAACUUCUCAAUGAUUAGCAAACGUACCAGAACAGUAGCGAAAUCGAUGAGCUUCUUUUCGAAAUAUUCUAUAGAUUUUUAUAUAAAUGAAACUCUGGAUGUCAGGCUUUAUGGAACUAAAGAGAUGGUAUCAUACAUUUAUGUAAUGACAUCAGACAUAAAAAUGAAUGGAAAAAGUGAGAAAAAGAAACAGAAUGGUAUCAUUAUACGGAAAGUAUAUAAAUAUUCGAAGGAUCCAGUGAAGGAAUGGAAACAAUUGAGUACACUUGUAUUGGAUAUAUUCAAGAAGCAAACGAUUAACUCUUUAUCAAUGCAAAUGGAUGCAUUCGUAGACCACAUUUCAAUUAUUAAUUUUUUUAAAGCUACUGCAAAACGAGUGGACGAUUGCUUCAUUUACCAGCUGGAUCAACAAAACAACGUAGAUGAGAAUGUCGCUUAUCUCCUGAAUAAUGUUACAAUUAGCAAUAGUUUAGAGACUUGGCUACACAUUAAAACAUAUUUUUUCAAUGGGAAAAUUCCUAAAAACUUGAAGGAAUUAUAUAUCAACGACUCGCGAUGGAUUGGAUAUGAGAAACUGUUGGAAAUUGAUUGUAAAAAUGUGAUACUGAAAAAUGAUAGGAUCUGGGAAAAAUAUUGGAAUUUAUUCCUCAAGAAAUGGAUAGCAAUGAAAACGAAUUUCAAUCUGGAAUGUUUGCAACUCAGUCACAAACAUUUGGAGACAUUCAGAGCACUCGUAUUGCAUGAUAUACCGCAUAAAGUGGUGGAUGGAGGGGUCAAACGAGUAUUGAAAACAUUUUCGAUGAAAGGAGGAACUUAUGAAUUUAGUGGAACAGUGGGAAAAGGUCUCAAUCUCUUCCAACUAUUCUCUGCUCAAUGCGGGAGAAAAUUGAUGGAUACUCAUAUUUUGUCUUCUACUAAAAACCGCAAUUAUCAUGUAUAUCUGUUGGCAUAA